CGGCCAUGGAGCGAGUGAACGACGCUUCCUGCGGCCCGUCGGGCUGCUACACCUACCAGGUGAGCAGACACAGCACGGAGAUGCUGCACAACCUGAACCAGCAGCGCAAAAACGGCGGGCGCUUCUGCGACGUGCUCCUGCGGGUGGGCGACGAGAGCUUCCCAGCGCACCGCGCGGUGCUGGCUGCCUGCAGCGAGUACUUUGAGUCGGUGUUUAGCGCCCAGUUGGGCGACGGCGGAGCUGCGGACGGGGGUCCCGCUGAUGUGGGGGGCGCAGCGGCGGCCCCGGGUGGUGGGGCUGGGGGCAGCCGGGAGCUGGAGAUGCACACCAUCAGCUCCAAGGUGUUCGGGGACAUCCUGGACUUCGCCUACACUUCCCGCAUUGUGGUUCGCCUGGAGAGCUUCCCCGAGCUUAUGACGGCCGCCAAGUUUCUGCUGAUGAGGUCGGUCAUUGAGAUCUGCCAGGAAGUCAUCAAACAGUCCAAUGUGCAGAUCCUGGUGCCCCCUGCCCGGGCCGACAUCAUGCUGUUUCGUCCCCCUGGGACCUCGGACUUGGGUUUCCCUUUGGACAUGACCAAUGGGGCAGCCUUGGCAGCCAACAGCAAUGGCAUCGCAGGCAGCAUGCAGCCUGAGGAGGAGGCAGCUCGGGCGGCUGGUGCAGCCAUUGCGAGCCAAGCCUCCCUGCCUGUGUUACCUGGGGUGGACCGCUUGCCCAUGGUGGCCGGACCCCUGUCCCCCCAACUGCUGACUUCCCCAUUCCCCAAUGUGGCAUCCAGUGCCCCUCCCCUGACUGGCAAGCGAGGCCGGGGCCGCCCAAGGAAGGCCAACCUGCUGGACUCAAUGUUCGGGUCCCCAGGGGGCCUGAGGGAGGCAGGCAUCCUUCCAUGUGGCCUGUGUGGGAAGGUGUUCACUGAUGCCAACCGGCUCCGGCAGCACGAGGCCCAGCAUGGUGUCACCAGCCUCCAGCUGGGCUACAUCGACCUUCCUCCUCCGAGGCUGGGUGAGAAUGGGCUACCCAUCUCUGAGGACCCCGACGGCCCCCGAAAGAGGAGCCGGACCAGGAAGCAGGUGGCCUGCGAGAUCUGCGGCAAGAUCUUUCGUGAUGUGUACCAUCUCAAUCGGCACAAGCUGUCCCACUCGGGGGAGAAGCCCUAUUCCUGCCCUGUGUGUGGGCUGCGGUUCAAGAGGAAAGAUCGCAUGUCCUACCACGUGCGGUCCCACGAUGGGUCCGUGGGAAAGCCCUACAUCUGCCAGAGCUGUGGGAAAGGCUUCUCCAGGCCUGAUCACUUGAACGGACAUAUCAAGCAGGUGCACACUUCUGAGCGGCCUCACAAGUGUCAGGUGUGGGUUGGGAGCAGCAGCGGCCUGCCGCCCCUGGAAUCUCUUCCUAGCGACCUGCCAUCAUGGGACUUUGCCCAGCCUGCUUUGUGGAGGUCGUCCCAUUCGGUUCCUGACACCGCCUUUUCCCUUUCUCUAAAAAAAUCCUUCCCAGCCCUCGAAAACCUGGGCCCGGCACCCUCCAGCAACGCUCUCUUCUGCCCAGCCCCGCCGGGCUAUCUGAGGCAGGGUUGGACUGCCCCAGAGGGCAGCCGGGCCUUUACCCAGUGGCCUGUGGGCUAGCCGGGGCCUCCCGAGAGGGUUUUCUGUGGAGGGGAACGGCAGUGGCAGUGGUCUGAGCCCCCUGCUUUUGGGAGAGGCCAGCAGAGUGGUCCCUGCCCACCAUGCCCAGCUCCUCCCUGGGUGACUUGGACUCUUUCCCAGCUCAAGGACCCCAAAUAGGGGUAGCAAAAGGCUCCUUCCUGGGUCCUCCCCAUGGUCUCCACGUUUCUUUCUGGGCUCUCUUGCCUUGUUUUCCCUCUUUAGCAGAUGGCACCCCUGGGUGUCUGUCCUUGCCUGGAGGUUGAUGCUUUCCUAGGAACUAAGCCACCGGCUUACAUGCUUCCCCUCCCCUGGCAUCACCUCCCCUAAGGGGUUUCUAGAAUGGGGCCUGGCCACCCCUCCCCCAACUCUGGGAGUGAAUCCUCCUCCAGAGGAGACUCCGGCGCAACUCCAGCUGGGCCAACCAUGCUGCCCUCAUCCCUUCCCACUCACAUAGGUCCGCUUUCAUUUCUGGCUUGUGAAUUAGACUUUUGUGGUUUUGAGGUUUAUUAGCAGGUCUGCUCAGGAACUAGAUUAACCAGUAGCUUUACAUUGGGUCAUCCCAAUAUAUGGCUUUGGGUGCUGAUAAAGCAGAUGUAGACCUCCGUCGGAUCCCAGUGGUGUGCCCUUCAGCCCCCGCGGGCUCUGCGGGGAUAAUAGGAGUGAUGAUAAAAGUUUUCAUUCUAACA
Balaenoptera acutorostrata (minke whale) is the source of this 2326-nucleotide messenger RNA. RefSeq names its product POZ/BTB and AT hook containing zinc finger 1 (gene PATZ1). Gene Ontology annotation, biological process: regulation of cytokine production; negative regulation of transcription by RNA polymerase II; regulation of immune system process. Bases 6 to 1619 code for a protein of 537 amino acids. Gene Ontology annotation, molecular function: RNA polymerase II cis-regulatory region sequence-specific DNA binding; protein binding; DNA-binding transcription factor activity, RNA polymerase II-specific. The record is from RefSeq and is a predicted model, not a curated record. Lineage: Eukaryota; Metazoa; Chordata; Mammalia; Artiodactyla; Balaenopteridae. Gene Ontology annotation, cellular component: nucleus. The transcript is spliced from 3 exons.